UUAGAUUGACAGUCAAAUGUGAUUUUUGACGGUAUCGAUCCUGCACUGGACCACAAACAGGGAGAGCAUCCCGAAUUGUUAAAACAUCACUCUGACCCUUCCCGAAAUUCUCCCCUUCGCCCAUUUUAUCGACGUCGGACUGACAACGCCGAGCGCCAUGCGCAGAUUCCCCCGCCUACCGCUAGCCCAUCAGUUAUGCCGGCCUGUCAAUAUAUCCAGGCGAACCUUCUCGAAUUAUUUUGAUUUUUUUGUUUUACCGGAAUAUAUCGAUGCACAAUGAAUUGGAUCGAGUGGUCGCCCCAGGAAAAUAUAUUGAUGUCGAUAAAAGAUGUUCUACAAGAGGCUCUUAUACCCGACAGUGAAAUACAGAGAAAUGUUCAGGAUAAAUUGACUACAAUUCAGAAUUUGACAGACUUUGCUUAUUAUCUGCUGUUUAUACUCAGAAAUAGGAGCUACUCGGAAGAGGUGCGCUCCCUUAGUGGCAUUUUAUUGAAAAAUAAUAUUAGCAAUCUAUAUGGGACAUUUACAGAGGAAAACAUUAUCAAGAUUCGAGAGGAGUGUUUGGGUUUACUGAAUGAUCCGUGCAGGGAGGUACGACAAAGUAUAUCCAACAUUAUUAUAUUUAUAGCCAAAGAUAGUUUGAAAACAUGGCCUGACUUGCUGAAUUACUUACUUAAAGCAUUCACAUGUCAAGAGGACUACAGUGAAAUUGCUUUAACCACCCUGUCUCGCAUAUGCGAAGACUUAAUCACCAAUCAGAAACCACAAGAUGAAAUAUUUACUGUUACCAAAGAAGUGUUUCCCAAACUAGUAAAUUAUUUAGGAGAAGAAAAAUGCACCAUGAAAUAUGCAAUAGUAAAAUUAACAAAUCAAUUUAUGCAAGACUAUUUUCAAAUUAUGAAACAGUCAAUAGACAUGAACCAGUAUCUAAGAUAUGUGAUGAACUUUGCAAACUCUGAUGAUGUGGAGAUGCAAAAGAAUGUGUGCCAUACAUUUCUGAUAUUUGUUGAUAAUCAAGAAGAAGCAGUCUUGCCCCAUCUCCAUGAUGUCAUAGUAUAUCUUUUGGACAAAUCACAGAGUGACAAUCAAGAUCUAGCUUUACAAGCAUGUGAAUUCUGGCUUUCCACCACUAAACUGAGCUCUUGCAAGGAAAUAUUAAGUGGGUAUAUAGAUAAAUUGUUGCCAAUUCUGCUGAAAAACAUGAAAUAUUCAAAAUAUGAGUUGAAUAUAAUCAAGGACAGUUUAGGAUCAGAUGCCAACAAUGAGGAUCUGUCCAAGGAUAUAACUCCAUUCCACUUUAGAGAUAGGAACAACAGUAUUCAAGAUGAGUACUUCAGUGAUGAUGAAGGGGAACAGCACAGUGAUGACUUUGAUGAUUUUUACAUUGGCUGGACUUUGAGGAAGUGCAGUGCAGCCUCUUUGGAUUCAUUAGCUGUCAAAUUUGGGGAUGACCUACUAACUGUUUUAGUGCCAUAUCUCAAUGAGAUUUUACAUCAUGAUGAUUAUUUGAUCAAGGAGUCAGCAAUAUUAGCUUUGGGAGCAAUUGCUGAAGGCUGCAUGAAUGGUUUGAAACCUCAUUUACCAUUUUUGACCCAGUUUCUCAUAACUGCCAUGAACCAGGAUCAUUCAAUAGUUAGGGUAAUUACAUGCUGGACCCUUAGCCGUUAUGUAAAUUGGAUUGUUAAUGUGGAAAAUUCGCCCAACGUGUACUUCAUCCCAGUCAUGACCAUUUUAGUCAAACACUUCAUAGAUGAUAACAAAAGAGUGCAAAGGGCGGCGUUGUCUGCCUUUUGCAUCUUCGAGGAAGAAGCACAACUUAAACUGGUGCCAUACAUAGAUUUCAUCCUGGAGGGAUUCCAAUUGGGCUUCCAAAAAUUCCACUACAGAAGUCUUUAUCUUCUUUAUGAUGCAAUAGGUGUUCUGGCACAAUCAGUUGGAAACCAACUGUGCAAAGAAGAGUAUGUCCUCAAGUUAAUGCCCCCAUUGAUGCAGAAGUUCAGCGAAUGUGAUAACUACUAUGAUGAUCAUUUCAUAGCAGUUCUGGAAUGUCUUUCAAAUUUAAUUCCUGCUUUAGAGACGUCAUUUUUGCCCUAUUCCGAAGUUGUGUAUUGCCACUGUUUGCAAUUAAUCAACGACACGUUGAUCGCGUCCUUGAACUUCCAGGAAAAUCCGGCGGAGUGUGACCCACCUGAUAAGGAACCCAUGAAUGUUGCCCACGAUGUUCUGUACAGCAUGGCCAUGGGAUUGAAAGAUCAUUUCAUCAAAUACGUGACAAACAGCAAUCUGAUCACUCUGCUGUACACCACAAUGCAGGACGGAUCCAAUCUUAUCAGACAAACCUCCAUUGCGCUGUACGGGGAACUGGUAAUGCUGUGCUUCCCCCUACUGGCAACCAACAUCAGUGAUUACAUUCCCCUAAUUGUGAAAAACUUGGACGAGCACUACGAUGGUGUUUGCAACAACGCCGCCUGGGUUAUCGGCAAACUUUGCUCAGUAAUGGGCAGCAACAUCAGACCAUACCUUACCAACAUCCUCGCUGCCUUCAUCUUCAUCCUAAAGAGCCCCGCCAUCCACCGCACCAUGCAUAAAACCGUCGCCAUCUCCCUUUGUACUGUCUUCUAUGUCUGUCCCGAUGUCAACAUCCCCGACAUCGACGAGGUCAUCAAAAAUUGCUGCAUGCUGAUCAGAAACGUCCGGGACUCGGACGAGAAGGACCUGGCCUUCCGCGGCCUGUGUCAGGUGGUGGCGCGCCACCAGGAGUUCCGUAAAAACAACUUCAUAUUCUUCUGCGACGCCGUUGCCUCCUGGAACAACAUCCGCAUGGACCUCAGCCAGAUGAUUCAGGACCUGCUCAAAAACGUGCGGCAGCAGUACGGCGAGGAGAAGUGGAACCAGUUUUACACACAGUUCCCGGAACCUCUCAAAGCCAAGCUGCAAAGUCUUUACGGGGUUUGAAUCAGUUAGACUUUUUGUAAAUGGGGAAUUUUCAAUUCGUUGGGUGGGAAAGCUUGAGUGCACCUGCCUUGAGUUCAAUUCGCGAAAACCGUUAUUCGAAACAAUCCGUCGUCGUCGUCAAACCGCGUGGGUGGGUCCGAUUUGCAGACAAAACUUAGAGUCACGCGAUUAACUAUUCGGAGAUGUGUCCGAGUCAUUUGACGAGAAGUCCGACUUGUUGAGCAGAUUAAAGCAACAGUUUUCCACGUCAGAUUGAAUGUCAUUAACAACAGCCAUACAGAAAUAUUAAAAGAAUGCCUAGAAUAAACUUAUCUCAAAUAAUAAAACUUAAAAAAACAAAAACAAUAUCUAAAAGUAUCUCUGAGAAACAAAAUUUGAUAAAAUUUCAGUGACUUAACGUGAAAUGACUUUGAUAAUGUUUAUUUUUUGUUUCAUCGUCGGGUUUCCGGUAUACUUUUCGUUUUCCGUUUUAUUUUUGAAGGGAUAUUUUACGUUGAAACCACAUCCAUGUUACGUAACAUAAACAAGAAUUUAACAGAUUAGUUGAGAAAUUGCAUGUUAAUAGGUACAGACAUAAUUUAAAUGUGAAUUACAGUGACACUCUUUUAGUAUUACUAAAUGUUUUCGAUCAUUUUUAGUGUUACAUUAUUUCAAAUGCAGAAGAACUGCAAACAUUUGGUUUAUUUAAAUUAUUUUUUUUUAAUGGCUUCCAUCAAAAAUAUGUUGUUUUCAAAUUAUCAUUUUUUAUGUAUUAUUUUGUAUUUUCAAUAAAUAUUUUUAAAAUAA
This is a messenger RNA of Aethina tumida (small hive beetle), 3741 nucleotides long. Its product is annotated as transportin-2-like. The record is from RefSeq and is a predicted model, not a curated record. The transcript has 2 exons. NCBI's taxonomy places the organism in Eukaryota, Metazoa, Arthropoda, Insecta, Coleoptera, Nitidulidae. Gene Ontology annotation, cellular component: cytoplasm; nucleus. Gene Ontology annotation, biological process: protein import into nucleus. Bases 277 to 2955 code for a protein of 892 amino acids. Gene Ontology annotation, molecular function: nuclear import signal receptor activity; small GTPase binding.